This is a messenger RNA of Cercocebus atys (sooty mangabey), 1270 nucleotides long. It is a transcript of the gene NRGN, whose product is annotated as neurogranin (protein kinase C substrate, RC3). The transcript has 4 exons. Bases 185 to 421 code for a protein of 78 amino acids. NCBI's taxonomy places the organism in Eukaryota, Metazoa, Chordata, Mammalia, Primates, Cercopithecidae. Gene Ontology annotation, molecular function: calmodulin binding. The record is from RefSeq and is a predicted model, not a curated record.
CGCGGGGCUCAGGUUACAUUCGCGAGCGGAGCCGAGCGCGGGAGACCGGACCCGAGAGCUGAGCUGCAGGUUCGGCGCGGGUCGGCUGGCUGCCGACUGCCCCAGAGCCCCCACCCGGCACCACACAGACCCCACCCCCGCCCUGCACCAGCCUUGGUCCCCGCCGAGGACCCCCGACACCAGCAUGGACUGCUGCACCGAGAACGCCUGCUCCAAGCCGGACGACGACAUUCUAGACAUCCCGCUGGACGACCCCGGCGCCAACGCGGCCGCCGCCAAAAUCCAGGCGAGUUUUCGGGGCCACAUGGCUCGGAAGAAGAUAAAGAGCGGAGAGCGCGGCCGGAAGGGCCCGGGCCCUGGGGGGCCUGGCGGAGCUGGGGUGGCCCGGGGAGGCGCGGGCGGCGGCCCCAGCGGAGACUAGGCCAGAAGAACUGAGCAUUUUCAAAGUUCCCGAGGAGAGAUGGAUGCCGCGUUCCCUUCGCAGCGACGAGACUUCCCUGCCGUGUUUGUGACCCCCUCCUGCCCAGCAACCUGCCAGCUACGGGAGCCCCCUGCGUCCCAGAGACUCCCUCACCCAGGCAGGCUCCGUCGCGGAGUCGCUGAGUCCGUGCCCUUUUAGUUAGUUCUGCAGUCUAGUAUGGUCCCCAUUUGCCCUUCCACUCCACCCCACCCUAAACCAUGCGUUCCCAAAUCUUCCUUCUUUUGCUUCUCGCCCACCUUUUCCCGCACCCAGCAUGCAGCUCUGCCUCCGCAGCCUCAGUGCGCUUUCCUGCGCGCACUGCGGAGGGCGCCCUAAGCGUCACCCAAGUACACUCACUUAAAGAAAAAACAAGUUCUUUCGUUCUGUGCGCAGCUAAAAGGGGCGCCCUACAUCUCCGUGCCACUCCCGCCCCAGCCUAGCCUCAGGACUUUGGAUCUGGGGUGAGAUGAAGGGAAAGUGUUUUUAUGGUUUCGGACGCCCCUUGCUCUGACCGGAAGAGAAGUCCCUAUCCCACACCUGCCUGUCACGUUCCCUCCCCUUUCCCCAGCGCACUGUUGAGGGCAGCCUCUCCAGCUCUCUUGUUUAUGCAAACGCCGAGCGCCUGGGAGGCUCGGUAGGAGGAGUCUUCCACGGCCCCGCCCCGCCCCCGUCGGCCCCGCCCUUCCUUCCCUCCCCCCCCCCCCAAGCCGGGCUCCUGGGGCUGUGGCCGAAAGGUUUUUAAUCUCCGUGUGUGCAUGUGACUGUGCUGGGUUGGAAUGUGAACAAUAAAGAGGAAUGUCCAAGUGUUCA